AUGCUUGCGGAUGUAGCCUGCUGCAUCUCACGGGGAUUAGUUACUCAUUUGGUCACAAUUCCAGAUUUCUGUGACCCGAUCCGCCCUCCUAGUCACGUGAAACGUCGGGCUCCCAAAGCGCGACGCAUCUAUUGGAGCUGCGAGAAGUUGGAUGAGCGUGUUGCCUACACUUUGCAUGUGUCCCAAGAGUUGGUUGAGCCUGCUCAUUCAGGAUCUUCUAUGACCGAUGCGUUAGCUCAACUACAGGCCAAGAAUCGUUCACAUCAGCAGCAGCUAAAUCAACGCCUUAGAAAGACCCAGGAUUUGCCCGGUUCCUCGCCCUCUCGAUUUUCAGAAACUACAUACACACCUCCUCAAGUUUCAAUUCCCCUUAGUCCUUCCAUUUCUAGACUGGUGAUAGGACCUACUUCUUCAAUGACUUCUUUUUCAAGUUCUGGCCAUUCGGCGAAUCUCUGUACAACUACAAAAGUCGUCAAUUCACCCUUCCGCCAGUCUGGAGUACCUCAACAUGGGGACUCUCUCAUUCUUGAGUCUCCUGUUACUGCUAGACCGACCAGUCCUUCCCAAAUCGUCUCUGGUCAGUUGGUACAGCCCUGGACACAAUCCGGACCAUUAACACCGGCUAAUUUUCAGGCAUCAGAAGCUGCUUCUUGGCCGCAACAGACUAUUAGACCUAAUCCACAUUAUUCUUCGAAUAACACCAUUUACUUACAUACACAGCAACAACAACAGCAGCAACAACAGCAGCAGCAACAACAACAGCAGCAACAAGAGCAGCAACAACAACAGCAGCGGCAAUUGCAGCAACAGCAGCACCUUAAGAUGCAAAGCAAUGUUUGCGAAUUGACUUCCAGCAUGCAGAUUGCAAGGCUCCAACGCGCUCACAUGAACGCCUCCUCAUUAUCUCGCGCCCUUCCUGCUUUCAUAGUAUCACCCGCCUUUCCAUCACCACCACCACGUUCGUUCCAUGGCGAAGCGACCGAUUCCGGUCGCUACGGUUCUCCAGUUCCGCAAAUA
Messenger RNA from Protopolystoma xenopodis, 1017 nucleotides. NCBI's taxonomy places the organism in Eukaryota, Metazoa, Platyhelminthes, Monogenea, Polystomatidea, Polystomatidae. The record is from the annotation of a GenBank genome assembly.